UUUCGCACACGGACAAUUCACCAUGCAUCGCACGUACUCUAUGCGCCAGUCGCGCCUGCCAACGGCUUCGCAAAUCGAAAACCCUCCCCCGCCGUUGUCCUCCACCAAGACAAACAGACUCUUUGGAAAGGGCGGUUUCGCUUCAGGCCAUGCCUUGCGCAAAAACACGGCCGGUGCCUUCGGGCCCGACCUGGCCAGGAAACUGUCUCAGCUAGUGAAGAUGGAGAAGAACGUUAUGCGCAGCAUGGAAAUGGUGUCGAGGGAGCGUAUGGAGACUGCUCAACAACUCUCGAUCUGGGGCGAAAACUGCGACGAAGAUGUGUCCGAUGUCACUGACAAGCUCGGCGUCUUGCUCUAUGAAAUUGGAGAACUGGAGGAUCUGUUCGUCGACCGCUACGACCAGUACCGUGUCACCAUCAAGAGCAUUCGCAACAUUGAGGCUUCUGUCCAGCCCAGCCGCGACCGCAAGCAGAAGAUCACCGAUGAAAUCGCCAAGCUCAAGUACAAGGACCCCAAUUCCCCCCGCAUCGUCGUUCUGGAGCAAGAGCUGGUCCGUGCGGAAGCCGAGUCCCUCGUGGCUGAGGCUCAGCUCUCCAACAUCACCCGCGAGAAGCUCAAGGCGGCCUUCCAGUACCAGUUCGAUGCGCUCCGUGAGCAUUGCGAAAAGGUGGCCCUCAUCGCUGGUUACGGCAAGCACCUCCUGGAUCUGGUCGAUGAUACGCCGGUGACUCCUGGCGAGACUCGUCACGCGUAUGAUGGAUACGAUGCCAGCAAAGCGAUCAUUCAGGACUGCGAGGAAGCGCUCGCCAACUGGGUUUCGUCCAAGGCUUCGGUCAAGCCCGCACUCUCGCAACGCUCCCGCACCCUAUCCCAGCGUCACCGUGAUACCCUCAAGGGCCGCGAAGGUGUCGACCUUUCCGGACAGGACCAGCCAUUGGGCCGUGACUCGUGGGUACCCGCGGACCAGCAUGCGACCUACCAGCAUGAGGUCGAAGACGGUGAAGAUGUGGCCAGCACCGUGGAUGGAGAGUCUCGGGGUCGAGAAGAGGAACGGGAGCCGGUCACAGUUUCAGUUUGAACAUGGUGUGACGCAACCCGCUUCUUGAACGCCGAGUACUCAAUCUCAUCUUUGUCUCUAUAUGCGGAUUGAGAUUCCCGCUUAACGUGAUGUUCUCGUUUUCCUGAUGUUUGUUCUUACCCCAAUGAGUUUACUUACGAUUAAUUCACCUGAUAACGCAUGUCUGGAUACGUGGCAUCGCUUCAGCAACUAUGGUGUUGACAUGUUGGUCUAGACACAACACGUGGUGACAUCUGCGGCACCAGACAUGACGGGUCAGGUUUCCUCUACUGUCGAUCGAGUAAUGUAAUACUAUACCACGGCGAGGUGACGGAGACGGA
Molecule: messenger RNA, 1398 nt
Organism: Aspergillus ibericus CBS 121593
Lineage: Eukaryota; Fungi; Ascomycota; Eurotiomycetes; Eurotiales; Aspergillaceae
Product: Eisosome component PIL1/LSP1 family protein
Exons: 4
Coding region: 23-1078 (351 amino acids)
Biological process (GO): endocytosis; negative regulation of protein kinase activity; eisosome assembly
Cellular component (GO): plasma membrane; eisosome filament
Molecular function (GO): lipid binding
Source: RefSeq, a predicted model, not a curated record